AUGUUUGACUACAUCUUUCGUCUUUUGACUAGGUUAUCGGGAGGAAAGUCGCGCAGGGAGGAAACAGCCAUGGUCGGCGCAGGCCUCCAAAUCACCCCCAACGCUUCCCGUCUCUUCCACCACUGGCGCCUUCCCUCAUCACUCUGGAAAUCCGCCGCCGAACCAACAGCCCUAACCGUCCACAAAUACACCGGCCAAGUCCUCGCCCACGAAGACCAAUUCCACACCAACAUCCGCUCGAAAUACCAAGCCCCCUUCAUCGACCUCCACCGCGUCGACCUCCAACAAGCGCUCUUCGCCCGCGCCCAAGACCUCGGCGUGAAAUUCCACCUCAACGAGCGCGUUGACCGCCUCGAUUUCGACUCCACCACGGUCUACACGCUCUCCGGGAAGACCUACAGUGGGGACCUCAUUGUCGCGGCGGACGGGCUGUGGUCGAAAUGUCGGGAAUGUUUCGAGGGGAAGAAGGACGAUCCCUUGCCGACGGGGGAUUUGGCGUAUCGGAUUGUGCUCAGGGCGGAGGAGAUCACGGAUCCGAAACUGAGGGCUUGGGUUGAGAACCCGGAGUGUCAUUUUUGGGUUGGGCCGGGCGCGCAUGCGGUAGCUUAUUCGUUGCGUGGAGGGAACAUGUUUAAUAUUGUGCUUCUUGUUCCGGAUAAUUUGCCCCCUGGGGUGUCGAGACAGGAGGGCAGUGUGGAGGAGAUGAGGGCGCUUUUUGAGGGGUGGGAUCCUGUAUGGCGCGUCUAG
Molecule: messenger RNA, 747 nt
Organism: Aspergillus oryzae RIB40
Lineage: Eukaryota; Fungi; Ascomycota; Eurotiomycetes; Eurotiales; Aspergillaceae
Product: putative monooxygenase
Exons: 3
Coding region: 1-747 (248 amino acids)
Biological process (GO): secondary metabolite biosynthetic process
Molecular function (GO): monooxygenase activity
Source: RefSeq, a predicted model, not a curated record